AGAGAGAGAGGGCGGAGAUGCCUGAUGGUGAGUGUGAGCUUUUUGUUUCAGAGGCAGAGUGUGUAGUUUCGGUUCUCAGAGACUGUCUGUCUGCUCGCCAUUCUUGACCUGGAUAUCGGAGCUGCGCCUGUUGGGUGCAGCCAGAGACUUUCUGCUCGGAGCUUUCUGUUUGGAGCUGCAGUUCUAGUUUAGCAGAGCCGCUAAGCUAAUCCAGAGCGGGUUAUUAGCAUCCGCUAGCACAGUGAAUACACUUAGCCGAGAGCAGCUAACCGGCUCCUAUGGACUGCCUCGCGGUCUCAGCGCGGGACCCGGGGAUCCAUCCUGACCGCUGCUGAUCUGCGUGGGACUCCUCUCGCCCGGACGUGUUCGCGGGCUGCCUGGAAGAGACUCCACCGCCUUCUCACCUGCUCCCCUCCAUUCUGGCUGCCUGUGCUGCAUCAUCGCCUGUCCUCGGGACCGGGACCGGGGAAACUGCUGCUCUCAGCUGCACUGCAGGAAAAUGGCCGAGGCCAGUAUUUCAGUAGCUCAGGACCAGUUCAUGUGUCCAGUGUGUCUGGAUCUCCUGAAGGAUCCGGUGACUAUCUCCUGUGGUCACAGUUUCUGUAAGGUGUGUAUUAAUGGCUGCUGGGAUCAGGAGGAUCAGAAGGGCGUCUACAGCUGUCCUCAGUGCAGAGACACUUUCACUACAAGGCCUGUUCUACGCAGAAACAACAUGCUGGCUGAAGUGGUGGAGAAACUGAAGAAGACUGAAGUCCAAGCUGCUUCUCCUGCUCACUGUUACGCUGGACCUGGAGAUGUGGAGUGUGAUUUCUGCACCGGGAGAAAACACAAAGCCGUCAAGUCCUGUCUGAUUUGUUUGGCUUCUUAUUGUGAAACUCAUCUGAAACCUCAUCUUGAAGUUCCUGCUUUGAAAAAACACACAUUAAUUGAAGCCUCAGCAAAACUCCAAGAGAAGAUCUGCUCUGAACAUAACAAGCUGAUUGAGAUCUACUGUCGUACUGAUCAAACCUGCAUCUGUUAUUUGUGUAUGAUGGAUCAUCACAACGGUCACGACACCGUCACAGCCGCAGCAGAAAGAGCUGAGAAACAGAGUGAGUUAAAGGAGGAGCAGAUGAAAUCCCAGCAGAGAAUCCAGGAGAAGCAGAAGAAGGUGCAGGAGCUGAAACAGGCUGUGAACACUAUAAAGCUCAGUGCACAGACAGCAGUGGAGGACAGUGAGAGGAUCUUUACUGAGCUGAUCAGCUCCAUGGAGAAAAAGCGCUGGGAGGUGACGGAGCUGAUCAGAGAUCAGGAGAAGGCUGAACUGAGUCGAGCUGAACGACUUCUGGAGCAACUGGAGCAGGAGAUUGCUGAUCUUCAGAGGAGAGUCACUGAGCUGGAGCAGCUUUCACACACACACGAUCACAUCCAUUUCCUCCAGAAAAUACAGUUGUUAUCAAUACUACCAUCAUUUCACACAUCCAGCGUCACUGUCCAUCAACAUCUCUCAUUUGAUGGAGUGAGGAAUUCUCUCUCAGAUCUGAAAAAGAGACUCGAGGAAUUCUGUGAGGAGGAAUUCAACAAAAUCCCUCCACAUGCUGCAGCAGUUCAGAUCAUUUCAGGACCAGAACCACAGAGCAGAGAAGACUUUCUGAAAUAUUUCUGUUAUCUGACUCUGGAUCCCAACACGGCACAUCGUCACCUCAUUCUGUCUGAGAAGAACAGAGCGGUGAGAUGGAGUGAGAGAGAGCAGCGUUACUCUCAUCAUCCAGAGAGAUUUGAUUCCUGGCGGCAGGUGUUGUGUAAGGAGAGUGUGUGUGGACGCUGUUACUGGGAGGUGGAGUGGAGCGGUGCUGAUGGUGUGGAAAUAUCAGUCUCAUAUAAAGACAUCAGCAGGAAAGGACAGGGUAAAGAGUGUCUGUUUGGAUUCAACAGUCAGUCCUGGAGUCUGCACUGUGAUUAUUCUUCUCUCUCUUUCCGGCAAAACAGCAUUGAGACUGAUCUCAGAGUUCCAUCAGCCUCCAUAAUAGGAGUGUAUGUGGAUCACAGUGCAGGAACUCUGUCCUUCUACAGCGUCUCUGACACGAUGAAGCUCCUCCACAGAGUCCACACCACAUUCACUCAGACUCUAUACGCUGGGUUCUGGCUCUACUGGUCUCCUGGUUCUACAGUGAGAUUGUGUGAUCCAGAAUAAAAGUGUGUAGUGUUUUCUGUAAAAUUCCUGCACGUUGCCACGUUGUUGCUCAGUCGUCUGUUUCACUAGAACACAAUCCAGCUGCACAAAAACACUCAUUUUAAUAUUUAAAUUAAAACAGAUGAAUAAUUUAAAAUAAUUAAAAAGGAAAUGUUAAAAAUUAACUGCCAGACAAGAAACUCGUCAAAUUUAAAAAGAAAAUGAUCUCAUGACCUUCGCAUUAUAAAGUUGUGUUUGUUUCAUAUUAUUCCACAAGGUUAAGUACGCUCGCAUUUGUGGACAUAAAAUAAUUUUGGUGAAAUUGGGCAGCCUUGUCUGAGUCCACGUAACAUCUUAAAUUUUGGUGUCAUUCCAGGGUUAAGGGAGAUAUAACUAUAAAUAUCAUUGUGAAAUAUUUUAAUAACCUUGCAGAACCCUUUUCCAAAUCCAAGAGUUUUGAGUUUUAUAAACAUUAAAAUCGUGCUCCACAGUGUCGAAUGCUUUGAAAAAGUCUAGACAUAAAACAAGACUGAUUGAAUAAUUGAUUGGUAAUCAAUCAUAUCUAGAAUCAGUCAGACGUGGUUUUGAAUAUAUUUUCCCUUCAUGAAGGCUGAUUGAUAUUCGUCUACAAGUUUUACAAGUCCACGCUUUAGACGAUUAGCAGGUACUGAGGCAAGUAAUUUAUAAUCAUUGCAUAGUAAGGUUAUAGGUCUCCAAUUGUCUAGCAACAAGAAGUCUUUUUUGGGUUUUGGUAGCAAGGUUAUUAAGCCUGUCUUCAUCGUCGGGGAUAAACAUCCUUUGUGAAUGCAUUCUAAAAAUGCUGUAUAUAAUAUUUUUUUUAAUAUCCACCCAAACGUAUUUUAAAAAUUCAGAUGUUAAGCCAUCGAUUCCUGGUGAUUUACCAUUUUUCAUUUGUUUUAAUGCAAUUUCAAUUCCUGUUAUAGUUCAUUCCUCAUCAAGUGUACGUUUGUCUUCAUCCAGUUUUUUGAUGUCAUCAUUGAUGGGAUAAAAUAAGACGUCACAGUCUGAUUUAUUAAAUUUAAGUUACAAUAACAGAGCCAAAUUUCAUCCUGUACUCAUUUCUGAUCUUCUAUUAUAUUAUCAUUGGUCAUAAGCUUACUCAUUUUUUUUCUUAGUUUGUCUUUGUUUUUCAAGUCUGAAGAAAUACGAUGAACUUUUUUCACCCUGUUCGAUCCAUCUAGCUCCUGGUCGAGUGGAAGCUCCAUUUGCCUUUAUUGUGUACAUUUCUUCUCGUUGAGACUGCAGUGACUAAUUCUGAAAUGUUUUCAAAGGAUAGUUGUGUGUUAUUUACUAAUGUAUUAAUUUUAUCAAUCAGAUCCUUUUGUUCUUGUCUUCUUAUUUUAAUAAAACUUUUAUUUCAUUUUAUUUUAUUUCUACUGUUGUUUAAUUCUUAUUUUUCUUCCCCAUUUAUUUUAUGUAAUUUUAUUUUCUAUUGCUUACUGUUUUGCUUUUACUUCUGUAAAGCACAUUGAACUGCCACUGUGUAUGAAAUGUGCUAUAUAAAUAAACUUGCCUUA
Messenger RNA from Neoarius graeffei (lesser salmon catfish), 3690 nucleotides. Its product is annotated as tripartite motif-containing protein 16-like. The coding region runs from base 500 to 2173 and encodes 557 amino acids. Gene Ontology annotation, molecular function: zinc ion binding; protein binding. NCBI's taxonomy places the organism in Eukaryota, Metazoa, Chordata, Actinopteri, Siluriformes, Ariidae. The record is from RefSeq and is a predicted model, not a curated record. The transcript is spliced from 8 exons.